CAGUGCCUCUGCUUCCGGCUCGAAUUGUGCUCCCCACGCUUGUCUUCAACAUGUCCGAGACUGCGCCCGCCGCACCAGCUGCUCCGGCCCCUGCCGAGAAAACGCCAGUGAAGAAAAAGGCCCGUAAGUCUGCAGGUGCAGCGAAGCGUAAAGCGUCUGGGCCCCCAGUGUCCGAGCUCAUUACCAAGGCUGUCGCCGCUUCCAAGGAGCGCAGUGGCGUAUCCUUGGCUGCGCUCAAGAAGGCGCUAGCGGCUGCUGGCUACGACGUGGAGAAGAACAACAGCCGCAUCAAGUUGGGUCUUAAGAGCCUGGUAAGUAAGGGCACCCUGGUUCAGACCAAGGGCACUGGCGCCUCAGGUUCUUUCAAGCUCAACAAGAAGGCAGCUACUGGUGAAGCCAAGCCUAAGGCCAAGAAGGCGGGCGCGGCCAAACCCAAGAAGCCCGCAGGAGCUAAGAAGCCCAAGAAAGCGACUGGAGCAGCCACCCCUAAGAAGAGCGCCAAGAAGACCCCAAAGAAGGCGAAGAAGCCUGCUGCGGCUGCAGGAGCCAAAAAAGCAAAGAGCCCGAAAAAGGCAAAAGCAGCCAAGCCUAAGAAAGCACCCAAGAGCCCAGCGAAGGCCAAAGCGGUGAAACCUAAGGCGGCAAAACCAAAGACCGCCAAGCCCAAGGCAGCCAAGCCAAAGAAGGCGGCAGCCAAGAAGAAGUAGGAAGUUCCUUUGGCCAACUGCUUCGAAGCUCAACACAACCCAAAGGCUCUUUUCAGAGCCACCCACCGAUCUCAGGAAAAGAGCUGUUGCACACUGGAAGGGGGCGUGGCUGGGAGGAUGACAGUGAUGGGCGGGCCUUCGGGGAUUGGGAUGCGAGGUGCUUAACUCCGCGCCUCCUAGAAUAUGCAGGCGCUUUUUAAAGAGCGGUUCUCAGCGUCGAUGUAUGGGGAAACGGAGUUGAGCAUUAUACCUUGUUUCGGCCUCCGGAACUCUGAGAAAAAGGAUAGGGAGUCGGUAGCAGUUAAUGUCGCCUUCAAAAGUGCCCUCGUUUCCGCCUUUUCCGUCACUAUACUGUUAGACGAGUUACCCAAAUGUAACUUUACCUGUAGCAAAAGUUAACUAGGACUUUAGAGAAGAUUAAGCAGUGCUUUGAGAGGGUGACUAACUCGGCACGGCGAAGGUGUUGGUUCCGAAUUGUUAGCACCUGGAAGCCAGACAAAGCGCUUAACAAACCACAGCCUUGACCACCCGCCCCAGCUGAACAUCAACAUGGCCCCUAUGUGCCGGUACCCAGAAUCAACGCAGGAAAUACUCCUAGAUAACAAAGCAGUUGCCACCGGCUACAAACAAAACUGGCAAGCUAUUCAGUUUUGUCUGCUUGCCUUCAUUUCAGAAACAGCUUAAGAUCUCAAAGUCUAUUUGUACUAGCUAUGGGUAGUCUAGUCUACGCCCUCUGAUUGGGUAAAGCAAAGAAACGAAACAACCAAUGAAAAGGUAGACCUGCAAGUAUCAUUUACAUUCUCAUUUGUGACGCCACAAUAACAUUAAUCCAAUCACGAACGAAAUCUUAUGAGCCUUAUUUGAAUACCACAUCUAUAAAUAAAUGUGGCCUUGUGGUGGGUGAUCAUUUCUCCAGGUGUUAGCGUUGUUGUAACUUACAGCGCCGCAAUGCCUGAACCGACCAAGUCCGCUCCGGCUCCUAAAAAGG
Camelus dromedarius (Arabian camel) is the source of this 1695-nucleotide messenger RNA. It is a transcript of the gene H1-4, whose product is annotated as H1.4 linker histone, cluster member. Bases 51 to 707 code for a protein of 218 amino acids. The record is from RefSeq and is a predicted model, not a curated record. Lineage: Eukaryota; Metazoa; Chordata; Mammalia; Artiodactyla; Camelidae. Gene Ontology annotation, biological process: nucleosome assembly; chromosome condensation; negative regulation of DNA recombination. Gene Ontology annotation, molecular function: double-stranded DNA binding; structural constituent of chromatin; nucleosomal DNA binding. The transcript has a single exon. Gene Ontology annotation, cellular component: nucleosome; nucleus; euchromatin.